AUGGCCUCAAACAGAGCCCCUUACAGGCUCCUCAUAAUCAACCCAAACACUUCGACCCGUAUGACCGAAGCCCUCAAGCCAAUCGUCAACGGGGUAAAGCUCGGAGGUAACCCGGCCGCAGAAAUAUACAACGGAACUCGCGACGAGCUAUCAGACGAGCUGCCAGAGGUUCAAUUCGACUACUUCACAGCUCCCCAGGAGCCAACUGUAUCCGAAGGAAACAUCGUCGAAGGCAUACCGAGUAUAAACAACGUCAAGCAGUCGACACAAUCUGCUGAGCACUGUUUCCCGCAUCUCAAGCCGCUGGUAGGAGAGUACGACGGCUUUCUGGUAGCAUGCUACUCUCCCCAUCCGCUGGUCGGUAUGCUAAGGGGCGCAAUCGAAGAGCACAACUCAAAGCUCGCAGCAUCCGGCGAGAAACCACUGUGCAAAAAACGAUAUGUGACAGGCAUCAUGGACGCAAGCAUUCAGAUGAGCGCAUCUCUCGCAAACGGCGUUUCUCUGCACCAGCCUGUCGUCCCAGGGAAGUUUGGAAUCAUCACCACGGCCGACGAGUGGAAAGACGAGCUCGACACGGCAGCGAGAAACAUGCUACUAUCCAACGGAAGCAACCCAGACACGAUAUUCGCAGGCGUAGAGACGACGGGGCUCACGGCCGGUGAAUUGCACAGCGCUCCAGCGGACGUAGUCAGGUCCCGUAUCAUCAGCGCAACUGAACGACUGAAGCAAACUGCCGGUCCAUCACUGCGAGUGAUCAGUAUGGGAUGCGCGGCGAUGGCAGGGAUGGAAGAAGCUGUUCUCGAAGCAUUUGAUGCGAAGGAGCAGGUUACUGUAGUAGACGGCACUGCUGCUGGCGUUGUAGUUCUCCUUGGGCUGCGCAGAGAAAUAAUUACCAUCCAGGCCGGCCAGUGUGGCAACAACAUUGGGACGCAGUUCUGGCAGCAGCUCUGCCUCGAGCAUGGCAUCAACCAGGAUGGCAACCUAGAAGAGUUUGCAACAGAGGGAGGAGACCGCAAAGAUGUGUUUUUCUACCAGAGUGACGAUACGCGAUAUAUCCCCCGAGCCAUACUAAUCGACCUCGAACCCAGGGUCCUCAGUGCGAUCCAGAAUGGCCCGUACAGCAACAUCUACAACCCAGAGAACUUCUUUAUAGGCAAAGAUGGAAGCGGUGCUGGAAACAACUGGGCAGCUGGUUAUGCCACAGGUGAAUCUGUCCAAGAGGAGAUUUUCGACAUCAUCGAUCGAGAGGCGGACGGCAGUGAUUCCCUGGAGGGCUUCAUGCUUCUUCAUUCUAUUGCCGGCGGAACCGGAUCUGGUCUGGGGAGUUACAUUCUUGAACGGAUGAAUGACCGAUUUCCAAAGAAGUUAAUCCAGACGUAUUCGGUGUUUCCUGACACGCAGGCGGCAGACGUCGUUGUCAACCCUUACAACAGUCUCCUGACCAUGAGAAGACUGACGCAAAAUGCAGAUUCAGUAGUCGUGCUUGACAAUGGAGCGCUAUCGAGGAUCGCAGCCGAUAGGCUUCAUGUCCAAGAACCAUCCUUCCAGCAGACAAACCAGCUGGUUUCAACUGUAAUGUCCGCGUCUACCACCACCCUUCGGUAUCCAGGGUAUAUGCACAACGAUCUCGUUAGCGUGAUUGCAUCCCUCAUACCAAUUCCGCGGGCACACUUCCUGAUUACAUCAUACACGCCGUUCACUGGCGAUCAGGUCGAGCAGGCCAAGACGGUGCGGAAGACCACGGUACUGGACGUGAUGCGGAGACUGCUCCAGCCCAAGAACCGCAUGAUGUCGAUUACCCCGGGAAAAUCGAGCUGCUAUAUCAGCAUUCUGAACAUCAUCCAAGGUGAGGCGGACCAGACGGACGUGCACAAGUCUGUCCUGCGCAUCCGCGAGCGCCAUCUGGCAUCCUUCAUUCCCUGGGGUCCAGCGAGCAUCCAGGUAGCGAUCCCCAAGAAAUCGCCGUACCUCCAGAACACGCACCGGGUCAGCGGUCUCAUGCUGGCCAACCACACGUCCGUGGCAACGCUGUUCAAGCGCAUUGUCAGCCAGUACGACCGUCUGCGGAAGCGCAACGCCUUCCUGGAGCAGUACAAGAAGGAAGCGCCGUUUGCAGACGGGCUGGGCGAGUUCGACGAAGCGCGCGAGGUGGUGAUGGACCUGGUAGCUGAAUACGAAGCUGCGGAGAAACCGGACUAUCUAGGAGGAGGAGGGGCAGAGGGAGAUCAUGGAGACGACGGAUAA
Molecule: messenger RNA, 2244 nt
Organism: Arthroderma uncinatum
Lineage: Eukaryota; Fungi; Ascomycota; Eurotiomycetes; Onygenales; Arthrodermataceae
Product: tubulin gamma chain
Exons: 8
Coding region: 1-2244 (747 amino acids)
Biological process (GO): meiotic spindle organization; mitotic cell cycle; mitotic sister chromatid segregation
Cellular component (GO): cytoplasm; nucleus; gamma-tubulin complex
Molecular function (GO): GTP binding; structural constituent of cytoskeleton
Source: RefSeq, a predicted model, not a curated record